Molecule: messenger RNA, 6732 nt
Organism: Trematomus bernacchii (emerald rockcod)
Lineage: Eukaryota; Metazoa; Chordata; Actinopteri; Perciformes; Nototheniidae
Gene: mmp15b
Product: matrix metallopeptidase 15b
Exons: 10
Coding region: 870-2849 (659 amino acids)
Biological process (GO): collagen catabolic process; extracellular matrix organization; proteolysis
Cellular component (GO): extracellular matrix
Molecular function (GO): zinc ion binding; metalloendopeptidase activity
Source: RefSeq, a predicted model, not a curated record
UCUCCACGUUAGGUACUGAAACCCCACCAACAGAGGACCACUGUCCGUGCUGCUCCGGUAGGAACACAACACAGCCACGGAAUCAGGAUAAGACUGAUAGCAACUAAGUAUCGGCUUCCGAGACGGUUUCCUCUGGCAAAAGGGAACAACUGGACGUAGAGGGCUCUUUUUUUUACAAGAGGUCGCGAGCUAUAACUGCCGUUGCCGCUUACAGCUACGACACUGCUCGAGCUGCUGCUGAAGGAGUCAAGUGCGGUGAACUUUCAUUUUGUCGCUGUUUCAGAUUUCUAAACUUUCUCAGGGUACAUUUGAAUGCACCCGAAUAGGCAUUAACACGACAUGAGUUCAUUUACCCACUGUAUUUGAACAUGUCAGCAGUACAUUAUUUACUCAAAAGCAUUUAUGGGUUAUGCCCACUUUGCUGAUAGUGGGCACUGCUGGAGACAUUGUUGCUCUUUUGAAGUGCACUUUCAAGGUUACUAACAGGGCAGCGACUUUGAUGUUAAUUAAAUGAGUCGGGCGCUCUAGUGGGUAACUCCCGCUAGAGAUAACAGAGCACAGUAGUCAAAGAAAGGUGAGACGGACUGUUAACGCUGUUAAAACAACUUAAAGGAGAAACCUGCAUGGAGGUUCACAUAUGACAAGUCGCCGACAUUUAUUGAGGGUCAGUUUGUAGUGCGGCUCUGGCUGUAAGACUGAAAUGGGGCUCUUUUCCAGGAUACAAGUGCACAGUUGAAGACCGUCGUAUAAUUGUCACUUGGGAAUAGUUUACAACCAUUGUAUCAGUAGGCUACUGUAACAACCUUUCAAAGACACCCUAGUUUAUCCUCUGGGAUUGAACCACUACUGAUUCCCCUCGCGCCCGGACCAUGGCCUCCUCCUCGCCGAACAGCUGCUUCUGGUUGCUCUGGAGACGCACCUUCCUCGCGAUGGGGCUGUGCGCGCUCGUGGCGCGUGGAGCAGCGGAGGGUGACAGCGCCUUCAACUCAGAGUCAUGGCUGAAGAUGUACGGUUACCUGCCCCAGGCCAGCAGACAGAUGUCCACCAUGCGAUCGGCUCAGAUCCUGUCCAAUGCGAUCAGCGACAUGCAGCGCUUCUACAGCCUGCAGGUCACUGGACAGAUGGACCAACAAACAGUCAGUGCCAUGAGGAGACCCCGCUGUGGUGUGCCUGACAAGUUUGGAGGCCCGAUCAAAACCAACGUGCGGCGGAAACGCUACGCCCUCACGGGGCAUAGAUGGAACAAGAGCCACCUCACUUACAGUAUCCAGAACUACACUCCCAAGAUUGGAGAGUAUAACUCAUACGAAGCCAUCCGUCGGGCGUUUAAAGUCUGGCAGCAGGUGACCCCAUUGACCUUUGACGAAAUCCCCUACCAGGAGAUCAAAUAUGGACGCCGCAAGGAGCCCGACAUUAUGAUCUUUUUCGCUUCGGGUUUCCAUGGAGACAGCUCUCCUUUUGAUGGGGAGGGAGGCUUCCUAGCUCACGCCUACUUCCCUGGACCUGGAAUGGGCGGGGACACACACUUUGACUCCGAUGAACCAUGGACCAUAGGAAACCAUAACGUACAAGGUAACGACCUCUUCCUGGUUGCAGUCCAUGAGCUGGGCCACGCCCUUGGUUUAGAGCACUCCAACAACCCACUGGCCAUCAUGGCUCCCUUUUACCAGUGGAUGGAGACGGAGAAUUUCCAACUGCCAGAUGACGACCUGCGAGGCAUCCAGCAGAUCUAUGGUCAGCAGAACAGCAGCCCCACCGUGGCCCUGCCCACCGUGACGCCUCGUCGCCCGGAGCCCCGCCCCCCACAAACUCCCCCCCGUCAUCCUGACCACCCCAGGACCACUGAGAGACCGGAUCACUACGGGCCCAAUAUCUGUGAAGGGAACUUUGACUCUGUGGCCAUGCUCCGAGGGGAGAUGUUUGUUUUCAAGGGUCGGUGGUUCUGGCGCGUGCGCAGGAACAGGGUCCUGGAUAACUACCCCAUGCCCAUCGGUCACUUCUGGAGGGGGCUGCCUGGAGACAUAGACUCUGCCUACGAGAGACACGACGGCAGGUUCGUCUUCUUUAAAGGAACCAGAUUCUGGCUCUUCAGGGAGGCUAACCUGGAACAGGGCUAUCCAAUGGAGCUGGUCGAUUAUGGCCUAGGUAUUCCCUAUGACCGAAUAGACACAGCCAUCUGGUGGGAGCCAUCCGGCUACACCUAUUUCUUCCAAGGAGACAGGUACUGGCGUUUCAACGAGCAGUCCCGCCACACGGACCAAGGAUACCCGAAACCAAUCAGCGUCUGGGGAUCCUCAGUACCCUCCUCCCCCAAGGGGGCCUUCCUCAGCGAUGAUGGAGCGUACACCUUCUUCUACAAGGGUUCCAAGUACUGGAAGUUUGACAACCACCGCAUGAAGAGCGAGCCGGGCUACCCCAAGUCCAUCUUGAGAGACUUCAUGGGCUGCAGUGCGGACCAGGACCCAGACCGAGACACGGACGCAGACGCGGGGCGCAAAUACCCCGACGUCAACCGGCCCCCGUUCAACCCCGACGCAACUGGACGCGACGGAGACAAGGGCAAAGACGGGGAUCGUGACGGGACGGACAACGACACGGGCAAAGGGUCGGACGGCGACAAAGACGAGGACUACCGGGAGGGCCGCGAGGAAGACACCAACGAGGUGGACGUGGUGCUGAAGGUGGACGACAGCGAGGAGCGGACCAUGAACAUCCUGAUGGUGACCAUCCCUCUGGUCCUGGUGCUGUGCAUCCUGGGACUCGUCUACGCCAUCAUCAACACGCUGCAGAGCAAAGGGGCUCCACGGCUGCUGGUGCACUGCAAGCGCUCGCUGCAGGACUGGGUCUGACCCUGAACAAGGGCAGAAACUGAACUUUGAACUUAAAUUGGAACCUUAGACACUGCGCUCCUCUAAUCCAAGCCUCUUUCCACCGACCCAUCCGUCUCUGGCAACUCUUAGAACCUGUGGUAGUAGAUCCAAUACUGUACACAAACACUAGAAGCAAGCAUUAAUGAUGUCUUACUUAUACACAAACACACCAUCCUAACCUCCUCCCGUCUCCCAUGGUGCUCUACAAUGCGUCGACUGUAGUCUAUUUAUAUGAGAGAAGUUUGCACAUUGUUUUUUUUUAUUAUUUCUGUUCAUUUUGUGUGACAUUUUGUUAUAAUUAUUAUUAUUUCUAAACCAGGAAGGCUGUUCAAUUCUCCGCCUCUUUAUAUACCGCCUUCCCCCCCUCGUCUAAUCUUAGCAGGCUCUUUGUCCUCGCCGAUACCUUCACAUCUGCUCAUGCUAUCACAGUCGGCACAAAGAAAAUGCGAAGGGUUAGUAAAGAAAAACGGACCACUAUGCUUCAGGAAGGGUUCAGUAGAUUGUCUUCCCCUUCUCACCGUCUUCUUCUCUAUGUCUUCGCCUGUUUCUGCGGUACAGUUUGUCAUGUCAGUCCAAUACAGUGGUUAAAACAAUCCCUCUAACAUGGGGUCUAUUUAAAGAAAAAGUGAAAUAUUGUGGGAAAUACACUUAUUUGUAAAGGCAUUUUUUGUUAGCAAAUAGAAAUUGUGGCUUCGAAAAUAUGGCCUAAGUGGAAUCAACAGUAUCCUUAUCCUUUACAUUCAGAGUACCACUGCCUUGUUUUCAGUCUUCAUCUAUAGCACAAUAGGUCUGCCUUCUUUUGUGUCCUUAUUUGGAGAGCAUUUAAAGUCCUCUUUGGCUGAAAGGCCUCAGACUUUAUCUCUUCCUUUAACCAUCAUUUAUGAGGCUAAUUCUCAGAGAGCUUCCUUUCUGUCAGCAGAAAUAUAUUUUCUUUGCACAGGAGAGGAGAGAGACUAAUGGUCCAUUUAAAAAGUCAGCUCAGUGUGAAAUAACACGGGAGAAGUAGCAUUCAUUGCAUCUUUGACAUAAAACCAUGGCGAAACAAAAGAAGCCCUGGCCUUUAACUCAAGAACAGGAAGUAGCAGCACACAUGUAACCCAGCGGUCUGAGGGUGCAGCUAAUGUACCGUGCACUCUGUAAUGGACUUUUUUACUGCUCGUGUUUUUUUCAAUUGAAGUAGGUUCGCACAUGACCUGGGGUCUAUCUAUUGUAAAUACUGGAGCUGUGAGCACCAGGGUGGGCUUCAUGUGAACACAGACUAAUCCUGUUCAUUAAGAAACAGCAGGUGUGUGCAAAUGCUGUUAACCCCUGCGACCCCUAAACUAAACCUUGAACUCCCAGAAACAAAACACUCUCCUCUCCCUUUUCAUCUUGCGGGAAGUGUAGUGUGGGCAGAAUAAAAAUGUCCAAUUCAACUACUCAUUAUAAAAGUUAAAAAAAAGAUUCCUGGCAGCCAUUGGUUUCCAUUUAUUUUGGAGUGUAUAAAAAUCACAGACACACAAAUGCAAAAAUAAGUCACUCAGAUGGAUGAUAUAACUCAAGAAGGGUUUUCGCAAUACAUGUGGUAUUAAUAAUACAAAUGUAAAUAAUGAUAUGAUGUCAACAUACACAUGACAUGUCAAUAAUAGAACCACUUAAAUAAUUGCAGCUUAUUUUCUGUUUUUGGGGUUUAUUGGUUAAUCAAGUUGCCUUUUCACUAUCUAAGUGAAACACUUUUGUACAGUUAUUCUUGCCUAUCACUAGUGGUGUUUUGAGUGUAAUUAAGAUGCCAACGAAGAGACAUAACGCACAAAAAACAAAGUGAAAAAUGAAUAUGAAUUAAAAAUAUACAUUUUCUUAAUUGAUGCAGCCGCAUAGCUUACUCACACUGGGGCUCAGACCUGUUGACCCUUUGCAUCUGUCCUAAAAAUGUAUCUAAAAAACAUUUUGUAUAGAUAUUGCAACAGGCCAACUUGAACAUCUGAUAUCAUGAUAGAUCCACACUCAGUCGUUUUUUUUUAAUUCAAAUACAGAAUUUUGUACUGUAAAGAAAUGAAUGGAAACCUAUGGCUGCCAUGGAAACAUUAAUAGAAGAAAAAGGCGUAAGAACAAUGUGAAUAAUCUAAUCAUUACUCGAUGUUCUAGAAAAAUCUGAUCAAUAAGAGUCUAGAAACCGGCCUCAGAUGAGAGAGAGUGUAGGAGUGCAGCUUCAAUAUGAAUAGGAGGAAGCCUUAUCUGACGGCGCAUUAAGGACCAAACUGCCAAUCUGAGCAGACGGGUCUCAGCUGGAUCAGGUUACAGAUGUGGACGGGGGGUUGAGGAGACACAAGAGAAAGGGGGGAGGGACGCUGACCUCGUCUCCCUGAGCUCUCACAGCUUGGAUCACAGGAAUAAGGAGGGGUGAGAGAGAGAGGGAGAUAGGGGACUUUGAUGGCUCUAUCCCACUGGCAACAGCUCAUGUGACCCAAAUUCUCCUGCUAGCUCAACCGCAGUGCUAGCCAAAGAGGAAACUUUAGCCUACAGGAGGUGACAGUCUUUUGCUGUAUGUGCUUAGUAGCUGUGAAGAGACCCCAUCACAUGUUUAAAAAAGUGCUAAAAAGAUUAAUACAUUUGGGAAAUAUUAAGUGAAUCGGGAACUAUUAUUAUUUUGAUAUCAAAAUAUUUGAUUGACUGAUUAAGGAAAAAGUUAAAUGAUUUGACUCCAGCUUUCUAAAUCGGAUGCUUAAGUAGUUUCUGUUCUCCUCUACUUUGAGUUGUGGGGAAAAAAUUGAAAUACCCAGAAAAUAAAUGACAGAUUAAUCAACAAAGACAAUAAGUAGAUGCAGUGAUAGUUUAAAAACCUGCUUACCAAUUCCAGCUGCCCCUCACAAUUUUGCUUCGUCUGCUUUCCUUCAGUGCCAGUCAGACUGUAUGCUGACAGACGGUGCGGAAACACAACACCGCUGUUCUCUUACUUCACCUCCAGCUGCAGGUGCAGACAGGUUGAGGUGGGACACCGCUCAGAAGGAGGUAAAGUUAACAGGACACUUGCUGAGUGGAAGAAAAGGAAGAGCAUAAUCUUCCGUCACCAGAAGUCUGCAGAUUGAUCUGUGGCCGGUCAAUAGCGGUUGCCAGGAAACGGUGUCCUGUGUCCAUCACUCACCUCCUCUCCAUCAGGGUUGGAGGGGGAGGGGGAUUGGCGGACGUAGCUAAUCAGUGUUAAAAGCCCCCCCCCAAACCCCCUCUGCUUUCUCCUCCCCUGUCCUGCUCUUCCUACAGGCACAUCAAUAGACCGCCCCGUGUCUGGACAGGCUCAGAAAAUGUCGACUCAUUGUAUUAGAGGCAACGCUUUGUGUGGAGUUGUUAUUAUCAGUUCUCCUUUGUGACCUCCACACAGCAAGCCCACAUGCAGUUAACCACGUUAAAGUUUAAAACAUUAAUUGUACUGGCGUUUCUUUACUUUAAAUCAUAAUAAUAAUAAUAAUAAUAAUAAAUGGAAUUUAUAAAGCGCCUUUCACGGGACCCAAGGUCGCUGAAAUCAUAUUUUUUUUUGCCAGUUUGAGAGCUCUUUUUUGGCAGAAGUGCGUCCUUUUGCAUGGUUUGGCAAUUUUAACCGUCAAAAACUUGUGUGUAGAACGCUGGACACUUCUCACACUCAACAAUCGUCAUUUUAGCAAAGGUUGGAUAUGUAGCAGAAGUCGGCUACCAGCAGUGGUUGCUGGAAUCAAAAAAGCAGAUAAAGGUUUUGCUAAGUAAAAGUUAUACCUUUGUUUUUUUCAGUAUUUAAUAAAGGUAAUACUAUACUAGUGUCAAAAAUGUGCCCCCGUUAAUUUUAUUGGGUGAAUUAUGCGUCGUCAUUAUCAGAAACGGAUGACCGUAUAGGCUACCACACGGCCCCGUUGGA